GACGGACAGAGGAAAGAGAUGAAUAGAAAGCACCAGAACCACCUACCAUGACCAAGUGCGCUGUAAAUGUAGGACAGAAAUUCGAGUGGAAUACAAACGGAUCAUCAAGCGACAUAUUCGAGGGAAAACCAUGUUUGGAUGUGCCUUAUCUGAUUCAAAUAUUUUUAAAUAUGGUACCACAUGCGAUCAUUGGAACACAGGAAAAGUAUUUUUCCUCCCAAACAUUUCUUGCAUUUUGAAACGGAAAAGGAGAGUGGCAGUAAAAUACAUCCCCGUGCUAUCUUUCUCCGAUUACCAAUGGUAGGCAUUGCAUAAUUCACCCUUAUCCACCGGAGCCAUUUGGUUCUUCCUCUUUGGGAAGAGGGGGACGCCAGAAAAAAACGACUACAUCCAGUAAGCUGCCUUCGCGGUGGUGCCUGCAAUUGUUUGGCAAUGCCCUUUUCUCUCUUAGGAAGAACUUGCAGACAGUAGCGGGGGAACAAGCAGGGGAAGGAUGCAUUUAAAGCUGGAUGUGUGCUGCAUUCAGGGAGAUUCGGCAAUAAUAGCAGCUCUAGCAGAAACAGCGAGUGCGGCGGGCCUGGGAAGCACCCAGCCCCACUAUCUCCUCCUUUUCCUCCCCCCCUGCAGGACCAUGCUUGCGUGAGGGAUGAGGCUGUGCACAGGGACACCAGGCCAGAGCUGCGGCCUACUUCUCACAAGAGCCGGUCUCCCGACUGCAAGAUCUGUGAACACAUUGCCACCAUCAAAUCAGCAUCUUUGGUCAUCAGGUAGAUCCAGGAGCAUGAGCAGGACUUUGAGCUGCGGGAGCAGAUGUCUGGGUAUAAGCGCAUGCGGCGGCAGCACCAGAAGCAGCUGAUCGCCCUGGAGAACAGGCUAAAGGCCGAGAUGGAUGAGCAUAGGCUCCGGCUGCAGAAGGAAUUAGAGACACAAGCGAACAACACUUACAUUGAGCUGGAAAGACUGGCCAAACGCCACGCUGCUCAAACAGACAAAGAGAUGAAGUCAGUUGCAGCUGAAGAGAGGAGGAUCCAGCAACAGAUUGUUGCUCAGCAAAAGAAAGAGCUGACUUCUUUCUUAGAGAACCAGAAAAAGGAAUACAGGAUUUGCAAAGACAAGAUCAAAGAAGAGAUGAGCGAAGAUCCUUGUACACCCAAGGAGGAGAAGCAGGAGCGUCUGUCCAGGCACAAAGAAACAAUGCAGCGCUCUCAGGCUGAGGAGGAAGCUCAUCUGCUGGCCCAGCAGAGGCUGGUCUACGACCGGAGCUGCAGGGCCCUCAAACGCCGGAGUCUGGUUAGGAGGCACGAGUUUGAACAGGAGCAACUGAGAGAGGAGCUGAACAAGAAGAGGACCCAGAAGGAGAUGGAGCAUGCCCUGAUGAUCCGACAGGACGAGUCCACCCAGGACAUGGAGCGCAGGCAGCUGCAGAUGUUGCAGAAGCUUCGUAUUGAACUCAUGCGGCUGCAACACCAGACGGAGCUCGAAAACCAGGAGGAGUACAACGGCCGACGGCAGAGGGAACUACACAGGAAACACACUCUGGAGCAGCGGCAGCAGCCCAGAAACCUCAAGACGCUGGAGAUGCAGAUCAAGAAACAGUUCCAGGAUACUUGCAAGGUGCAGAACAAACAGUACAAAGCUCUUAGGAACCAUCAGCUGGAGGUUUCUCCCAAAGGUGACCAUAAGACCAUCCUGAAGAGCCUAAAAGAGGAGCAGACACGCAAGCUGGCCAUACUGGCGGAGCAGUAUGAGCAGAGCAUCAACGAGAUGAUGGCUUCACAAGCGAUGCGCUUAGACGCAGAGCAGGAAACAGAGUGCCAAGCACUGAAGCAGCAGCUGAAGCAAGAGAUGGAGCUCCUGGACGCCUACCAGAGAAAAACCAAGUCACAGAUGGAGACCCAACACGAGCGAGAGCAGCAGAAACUUGAGCAGAAGGUCUCCAUACGCAGAGCGCACCUUGAACAGAAGAUUGAAGAGGAACUGGCUGCACUUCAGAAGGAGCGUACCGAAAAGAUCAAGCACUUGUUGGAACGUCAAGACAGAGAAAUUAACGCUUUUGACACAGAAAGUAGAAGCCUCGGCUUUGGAAGCCUGGGAUCUCUGGACUUCCCCAAAGAAGACAACAGAUGAAAGUGGAUUUAUCUUUAGAGGACAACUUAUCCGUGCCCUUUUCAUGUCCACUUGACCGUUUGUCACAUCCACGGUGGCAAAGCUGGAUAACUUUCUCUAUUGCUUUUUCUUCUCUCUUAGAUAUUGCAUCUUUGAAUCGAGGUGUUAAACGUGCAAUGAGAACUUCUUUUGUGAAACUUGAAGGGGGAAAGUAAAACAAAAGAAUCUACAACAACAUGUCAAUAAAAAUCAAAACCUAGUCAGUGUAACUCAAAACGUAUGUGUUUAAAAAUAACAGACUCUUUCCUCCAUGCCAUUUCCUCCUUUUUGGUAUGAAUUGAAUAAAUCAGGAAAUUUUAGUAAAAUUGGCACUUUGAUAUGUUUAAGUAGAAACCCAUCAUGUUCGUAUGACGCUUAAUGUGUGUGUUACAUGAAGGGACAUUGUGGAAUGUGAGCUGCGGACUCCCCCGUGGUGUUAAGCUGCUUUGUCUUUUUUAUUUAUUUGAUUUAGUUUUAUUUAUUUUAUGCUCUGAAUGUUAAUAUUACUGUAUGGGGUCACUGGAUAAAGUCAGAGUUUAUUCAUUUGAUUUCUUUUAUUUUCUUUGGUCAUACUUCCAUAUUGUGCUUAUGCAUACAGUAUACUGUGGUCCCUCACUUUUCUAGGCGACAGUUCUUACCUUUUCUUUUAUUUGAUAUGUAGGAUCAAUUGGCAUUAGCUUGAUCAACCCGUUUAUCUUCUCACAAUUCAAGAUCCCACUUGGUAAAACUGCUUAUUAUUGCAUGCACUUUAAGGACAAAUUCAGGUUGUGAAGUGAAGCAUGAAUCUGUCAGAGAUUUUAGCUGUUUGUAAAUAAAA
Larimichthys crocea (large yellow croaker) is the source of this 2962-nucleotide messenger RNA. It is a transcript of the gene taok3b, whose product is annotated as TAO kinase 3b. Bases 811 to 2127 code for a protein of 438 amino acids. Gene Ontology annotation, molecular function: protein serine/threonine kinase activity. Lineage: Eukaryota; Metazoa; Chordata; Actinopteri; Sciaenidae. The transcript has 8 exons. Gene Ontology annotation, cellular component: cytoplasm. Gene Ontology annotation, biological process: protein phosphorylation; regulation of cytoskeleton organization. The record is from RefSeq and is a predicted model, not a curated record.